AUGCCUUGGUCUUUGCCCUUCUUUCCGUAUCCGCCCGCAAAGGACGGAUACUGGGAGCCUGUCACUUCCACCUUGAACUGGUGCGAAGAGGACUAUUAUGCCACCGAGUACGCCGCAGAGAUUGUCAACACACUCACGAAUUUGCUGUUCAUGUGGCUUGGAGUCCAGGGGAUACGGAGCUGCCGUCGCAAUGGACAUGACCAAAUCUUCACGGUCGCCCUCAUUGGAUACCUAGUAGUCGGAACAGGGAGCUUCCUGUUUCACUCGACCCUCAAAUGCAAGUACCCCAUGCAACUAGUUGACGAACUCUCGAUGAUCUAUACCACAUGCCUUAUGGCCUAUGCCUCAUUCUCGUACUCCCGGUCCACCACCGUACGAGUCUGUCUCGGAGUCUCGCUCGCAGGUCUCGCUGUAUUCAUCACCCUGUACUACCACUACCUCCAAGACCCAGUCUUCCACCAGAACGCCUACGCGCUCCUGACCACCGUCGUCGUCCUGCGCAGCAUGCACACUAUGGAGGUGACCCUCCGACCCAAGUGGCGCCACUCGACGGAGCAGGACCGCCUAGCGCGCCAGAAGAAGGGACUCCCCGUUCCGACGAAGGAGCGCCAGCACUAUGAGAACGUGCGUGACGAGAAGACCCUCAAGACCAUGUGGUUCAUGGUGGCAUAUGGACUGAGCAUGUUUUUGGGGGGUUUCUUUAUCUGGAGCUUGGAUAACGUGUUCUGCUCUGACAUCCGCCGGAUGCGCCGCUCUGUUGGUCUUCCAUGGGGUAUCUUUUUGGAAGGCCAUGGCUGGUGGCAUAUCAUGACUGGCAUCGGUGCUUAUUUCUAUAUCACAUGGGGAAUCUGGCUCCGCCACUGCCUGAACAACCGGCAAGAAGAAUAUCACCUGCGCUGGGCGCACUUCUGGCAGAUCCCCGAAGUGAUUCGCACCUCGGGCGGGCCAUCCGAGAACGGGGUAUCCCGAGCCAAGAAGUCGACGUGA
This is a messenger RNA of Penicillium egyptiacum, 987 nucleotides long. NCBI's taxonomy places the organism in Eukaryota, Fungi, Ascomycota, Eurotiomycetes, Eurotiales, Aspergillaceae. The record is from the annotation of a GenBank genome assembly.